CUCUCUCUAUUUCCAUCCCUCUCUAUCUGUCAAUCAGCGCCGCCUUUGAACUGAAAACCACUCCGACCAACUUCAACUCUCUCAAUCCGAGCACCGCGGCUCCUUCUCCGGCUUCCCCUUUUCCACCAAGAGCGCCCUUCUUUUUUUCUUUUUGGGACUUUUUUUCUGUGGGACCGCGAACGCCACACGCUGUGUGUCUCUGCGUGCGGGUGCGUGUGUGUGUUUUUUUUUCUCCCCAACUGGAGGGGGGCAACGCCACCAACGACACCCCCGAAGUCGCGGAAAGUGGCACUUUUUUCGACGGCGAGGGGUCCUUUUUCGAAAAAGAGCAAAAGUUUCUCCUUUUGGAGGUUUUCCCCCCACCACCACUACCGAGAGCAGCAGCAGCAAGCUAGCCGCCUUUAGUGAAGCUCGUGGGGGGGAAAAAACGCAGCGACAUGCCGCAACUUAACGGCGGUGGAGGGGACGACCUGGGCGCCAACGAUGAGAUGAUCUCCUUCAAAGACGAAGGGGAGCAGGAGGAGAAAAUCUCAGAGAACUCGUCGGCCGAAAGGGAUUUAGCGGACGUCAAGUCGUCGCUCGUCAACGAGUCGGAAACAAAUCAGAACAGCUCGUCCGACUCGGAGGCGGAGAGACGGCCUCCGCCGAGGUCUGAAACUUUCAGAGACAAAACGCGAGAAAGUUUAGAGGAAGCAGCGAAAAGGCAAGAUGGAGGGCUGUUCAAGAGCCCACCGUACCCGGGCUACCCGUUUAUUAUGAUCCCCGAUCUCAGCAGCCCCUACCUCCCCAACGGAUCACUUUCCCCCACAGCACGCACAUACCUCCAGAUGAAAUGGCCCCUGCUAGAUGUUCAACCAGGAGGUCUUCAGAGUAGACAAGCACUUAAAGAUGCCAGGUCCCCGUCGCCGGCGCACAUCGUUGGGCCCUUCUGCUGGGAAUUCCCUGGACAGUCAGAUCUGAGCCUUCACCAAUUUCAUUUGUCGAAUAAGGUUCCAGUGGUUCAGCACCCUCACCACGUGCACCCUCUCACACCACUGAUCACCUACAGCAAUGAGCACUUCACACCCGGGAACCCACCACCACACCUACAGACAGACGUGGACCCCAAAACAGGAAUUCCAAGGCCUCCGCAUCCUCCAGAUAUUUCUCCUUAUUACCCUCUGUCACCUGGCACCGUCGGCCAGAUCCCCCAUCCCCUAGGAUGGUUAGUACCACAGCAAGGUCAACCUGUUUAUCCAAUCACGACAGGGGGCUUUAGACACCCCUACCCGACUGCGCUCACUGUCAACGCAUCCAUGUCAAGUCUUCUGUCCUCUAGGUUCCCUCCACACAUGGUGCCCCCCCACCACGGUUUGCACACCACCGGCAUCCCGCACCCGGCCAUCGUCACGCCCAACGUCAAGCAGGAAUCCUCGCACAGCGACAUCAGCUCCCUCAACAGUUCGAAACAGUCGGAUGCAAAAAAGGAAGAGGAGAAGAAGAAGCAGGUGCACAUAAAGAAGCCGCUCAACGCCUUCAUGCUCUACAUGAAGGAGAUGCGGGCCAAGGUGGUAGCCGAGUGCACGCUGAAGGAGAGCGCCGCCAUCAACCAGAUUCUGGGUCGGAGGUGGCACGCGCUCUCCAGGGAGGAGCAGGCCAAGUACUACGAGCUGGCCAGGAAAGAACGACAGCUCCACAUGCAGCUCUACCCCGGCUGGUCGGCCCGAGACAACUAUGCGGCUAACCAACAGGGGAAAAGGAAGAAGAGAAAAAGGGAAAAGCAGCAAGCGGAGAGCAACGAACACAGAGAAUAUUUUCCAAACCCUUGCCUUUCACUCCCUCCGAUUACAGAUGCAAAUACCCCAAAGAAGUGUCGUGCCUUGUUCGGGCUUGACCAGCUGAGUUUAUGGUGCAAACCGUGCAGGAGGAAAAAAAAGUGCAUUCGCUACAUCCAAGGUGAAGGCAGCUGCGCCAGUCCUCCCUCCUCGGACGGAAGCUUCCCAGACUCCCCCCCGUCCUCGCCCUCCUCCGUGGUCCCGUCCCCCUCGCCAAAAGAGUCCAAACCUCAGACUGAACAAAUGCAACCUCUCUCACUGACUAUGAAAGCCGCCCACCAGCCGCUCCUCGCUCACCCGCACCUCCUGGCCGGGCCGCCGGAAAACCUCUCGACGGCGGCGCUGGGUGGCAAAUCGCUGGCCCCGGAGCCCGGCGAGGUCCCGCCCUCGCGGCUACCGGGCCCCUCGGUGGUGUCCCCCGUGGCCCGGCCCUCGCCACUGCUGUGUCAUUCCCACUCGCUGCAGCCGCUGUCGCUUGUGACCAAGUCUAUCGAGUAGCGGUCGGAGCCUCUUUGUCCUUGUUUGCUUCUAGCCGCUGCUAGCUAGCUAGCUGUUGUUUUCUUUUCAACUUCAUUGGUCAAUAUUUGACCCGCCAAGGAAGCGUCGCGUUAUCCGGGAGCUGCAGCAAUAGCUCGUUAAAACUUCUUAUUUAAAUCCUUUGACUGGACUCUUGCUUGUUGAAGUCGUCGGAGCAAAAACUUCUGUGGUCCAAUGGCGAGCUCCGCAAAGGCACUUCAUCCGGGUCGUGGUCAUCGCGGCUGACGGUUGUUGAAAAAUCUUUCCACGGCUUUUUCACUUUCGCGUUUGAGUCCAGUUGCCUCCGUUCAGGUUUGCAGAUGGCCACGACUCCGAUGACAGACGGCCGAUGAGUUCUAAAUUUUUCCAGAGAAGCUUUUGGUGACGUGGGUGACUGAGAAUCGGUCCUACUUUGUAUCUUUUCUUUUUCAAUUUGGAACAACGGCGGACACACGACGAGCUAAAGGCUAGCGUUGGUUCUCCUUCUUUAUUUGUAUUAAAUACGAGCUUGCGAACCAAUCACACCCCUUCACGCAGCGCACCAGGGCGAGAGGCGAGCGGCGACGCCACACCGAGGAACAACUUUGAAUUGUGAUGUUACUUGUUUAAAUGUACAGAAUCGAACAAAAUGGGGGAGGGAGGGGGGGGGGGGGGGGGGGGGUGACGGGCUGGUCGGGUCGGGGAUACCGUGUUAAUUAUGCAUUCUUCCACUGCUUUUUCUUUGUUUACCUUUUCGGGGAGGGUUGGGGGUGGGUUUAUGGGUGGGUUGUCUCAAGGGGUCGUUGGAUUGAAAAUGU
Syngnathus acus (greater pipefish) is the source of this 3127-nucleotide messenger RNA. It is a transcript of the gene tcf7l2, whose product is annotated as transcription factor 7 like 2. The coding region runs from base 438 to 2312 and encodes 624 amino acids. Gene Ontology annotation, biological process: canonical Wnt signaling pathway; regulation of transcription by RNA polymerase II. Gene Ontology annotation, molecular function: RNA polymerase II cis-regulatory region sequence-specific DNA binding; DNA-binding transcription factor activity, RNA polymerase II-specific. NCBI's taxonomy places the organism in Eukaryota, Metazoa, Chordata, Actinopteri, Syngnathiformes, Syngnathidae. The record is from RefSeq and is a predicted model, not a curated record. The transcript is spliced from 15 exons. Gene Ontology annotation, cellular component: beta-catenin-TCF complex; catenin-TCF7L2 complex.